Molecule: messenger RNA, 1521 nt
Organism: Paramacrobiotus metropolitanus
Lineage: Eukaryota; Metazoa; Tardigrada; Eutardigrada; Parachela; Macrobiotidae
Exons: 5
Coding region: 28-1521 (497 amino acids)
Biological process (GO): gliogenesis; regulation of transcription by RNA polymerase II
Cellular component (GO): nucleus
Molecular function (GO): RNA polymerase II cis-regulatory region sequence-specific DNA binding; DNA-binding transcription activator activity, RNA polymerase II-specific
Source: RefSeq, a predicted model, not a curated record
CGUUACUUUAUCAGCUAAUUACAACACAUGGAUAAUCAGUUUGAUUGGGAUAUAAACGAUGUGCAACUGCCCUCGGUUGCACAGUACGAUAUGUUUCACGAAUGGAUUGAUGGCCAUGUAAAACUGGUCUAUCCACUGGAGCACGAAGAUGCCAAACGACACUCCAGUGGUUGGGCAAUGCGCAAUACAAAUAAUCACAAUGUGAUCAUCCUAAAAAAAUCGUGCUUGGGAGUGUUGGUGUGCAGUAAAAGCUGCAUCAAUGAAUUUGGGCAAAAAGUUUAUUUGCGACCGGCUAUAUGCGACAAAGCCAGGAAAAAACAACAUGGACGACCAUGCCCCAACAAACUGUGUUCCGGCCGUUUGACAGUCGUACCCUGUCGAGGUCAUUGUGGCUAUCCAGUCACGCAUUUCUGGCGGCACUCGUCGCAUAGCAUAUUCUUUCAGUCGAAAGGUGUGCAUGAUCACCAUCGCCCGGAACCUAAGAUGACAUCGGAAUCGCGUAAAUCCACCCGCAACGCCCUGAAGGCGAAGAUGAGUGCCAUGUGGCUGCACCGCAAAGACACUGCAGAAUGGCAUUCCACUGCAGGGCGGAAGCGAUCGUUGGCUCGUGUUGGUCACGAGCACUAUGACAACCCUGUCACCAGUCAAAAAAUCAGUAAUUAUACAACGAAACCCCACAUAUCCGAAAGAGAGGAUUCUUUUGCUGCACCGCGACAACAGAGCAUUAUGCCACCAGCACACUUCGACACAACGUUGCAGGCAGAUAGCCAACACAUUCAUCUUCCCGUAAUUCAUUCCCACAGAAACACUUACACCAUCCAGAGACGAUACUGUAAUUUUACGGAAACUAUGUACUCGUCGAACCGGACUCUUAACGAAUCUGUCGAACAACCGGCAUGUGAGCAAUAUUCCGAUUUCCCAGCUGUCAUUAAAGAUGUUACUGAAACCGAUCCAUCUCAUGCGGAUGACCUUUCCUACCACUAUCGAGCGGAAGAAGCACAUGUGAAAUGCAGCUCCAUCAUAGCCGGGACAUGCAACAAUUCUCAUUUUGCUAAUGCGCCUUGUGCUACUGAACAAUUUAACUAUUUUUACGACCGCGAUAAUCAAGUCGAUAGUCCUCCUGUAACCGGUUUUCUCGCUUAUCCCUUGAUUGAUGAACCGACAAACCAAGAGUUUUCGACGCCGCAACGAAACGAUCAGUUUUUAUGCAAAUACAAACUCGGAAAUCGGGAUGAGUUUGGAACCCAUUCUUCCGCCUAUAUUUCUGGCUGCAUGUCGACGAAUGAAUCUCAAUUUCGUACUCCACAUCCCUAUGGGGACGCAAAUUAUUCCGUGAAUUCCUCUCCAGUCGAACAAAGCGGAACUGAAUUUGCUGGUAAUUUUACUCCAGUAUCUUGUUCCGAAAUUUCUGCGUUUCCUUUAAGUGUACCACUUUACGUAGAUUACAAUUGCCAAAAUAACAGCACAUCUGAUCGUAUCCAGGCUGAGCGAUGUUGUUAUGUCCCAUAUUAUGACGAAUAA